CGUGACUCGGUUCUGCAAAGGGAAAUUUAAUAACGAUACAAUAAAAUUGUUUUGUAAUUGACCUAAUGCGGAAAAUCAUAAACAUCCUAAACUUUUUCUCCCACUGUUUGUAGCAGCUAUUCGUCCUAAACAGGAAACACCAUACUAAUGAAUAAUUUCCACUACCAAGUCCUUUAUAUAUUCUUUUUAAUAUCGUCACAAACCAUCUAUUGGAAUUCUUUUCUAUUAACUAUACCAGCAGGACCUGAAUUGGGAAGUUGUAUAGUGAGUAAGUGAGGAAUCAUUUACUAAAAGUGUACUAAAAUAACCGACCCGACUUAUAUAGAAUUAGCCGACGGAACUUAACAGCUACAACUACAACCAAAAAGAAAGAAAGAAAGAGAAAGAAAAGUCAUGUCCAGUGUUCGUGCUCAACCCUUGCAGCCUUUAAAUAGUGGCCAACUCAAUACUAGAGCCAAUAACAUAACUCCCAUCAAGUCCACCAGACGGACGAAGGAUGUACAACAACCAGAAAAUGUUGGAGUUGGAAUAGGAGCUGCUGGAGCUGUUGGAGCUACUGGAGCUGGAGCUGGAGCCGGUGCUGAUGCAGUUAAGCCUAAGAAAAAGAAGGAAAAGUUAUCUGCGUUAUGUAAAACUCCUCCUUCUAUAGUUAGAACCAGAACCGGAAGAGAUUAUCGUCGUGGAACUUUCUUAGGAGAAGGAGGAUUUGCUAGAUGUUUCCAAAUGAAAGAUGAUUCCGGUCAAAUCUAUGCUGCUAAGACGGUAGCUAAAGCAUCUAUUAAGAAUGAAAAGACUAAAACCAAAUUAUUAUCAGAAAUUAAGAUUCAUAAAUCACUAAAACAUGCUAAUAUUGUUAAUUUUAUUGAUUGUUUUGAAGAUGAUAUUAAUGUCUAUAUCUUAUUAGAAAUAUGUCCAAAUCAAUCAUUAAUGGAAUUAUUAAAAACAAGAAAGAGAAUAUCUGAACCUGAAGUACGUUAUUUUAUGGUCCAAAUUGUUGGAGCAAUUAAAUAUUUACAUUCAAGAAGAGUUAUUCAUAGAGAUUUAAAAUUAGGUAAUAUCUUUUUCGAUCCAGAAAUGAAUCUUAAAAUUGGAGAUUUUGGUUUAGCAUCAGUAUUACCAUCAACUGAUUCAAGAAAAUAUACAAUUUGUGGUACACCAAAUUAUAUUGCUCCUGAAGUUUUAGGUGGUAAAAAUACUGGUCAUAGUUUUGAAGUUGAUAUUUGGGCUAUUGGAAUUAUGAUGUAUGCUUUAUUAAUUGGUAAACCUCCAUUUCAAGCUAAAGAUGUUCAAGUUAUUUAUGAAAGAAUUAAAAAGACUGAAUAUUAUUUCCCUGAAGAUAAAGUAAUAUCUGAUUCAGCUAAGGAUUUAAUUAAAGAUUUAUUAAGUUUAAAUCCUCUUAAUAGACCAACAAUUGAUGAUAUUUUAAAUUAUGAAUGGUUUAAAGGUCCAUUCCCCGAUAAGACUCAUGAAUUAAGUUUACAUACAACACCAAUUGGACUUCAAAAUAUUCCAAAACAUGAAUCAGCCAUUAAUUUUACUAAUACAAAGGCUAAUGCAGGAAUUUAUACCCCAAGAAAUAAGAAUCCAGUAGAAAUUUUAAGAUCAGAUUUACAAUCAGAACAACCAAAGGCAUUAUUACCUCAAUCAUUAUCACCAAAUGAUACAAGACAAAAAUAUCAAGAAGUUGAUCCAAAUUCUUUAGGUAAACCAAGAAAAUUUAAUUUUAAUAGUCUUUAUUCUACUUCAAUUAAACAUCUUAAUCAAAUUUGUUUUGAAACUUAUCAAAAUAUGAGAAGAUUAGAAUAUUCUGUUCAUGAAUCUAUUGAUACAUUAGAAUUACCUAGAUGUGAAAAUCCUACAUUAAUUAGUAAAUGGGUUGAUUAUUCAAAUAAAUAUGGAUUUUCUUAUCAAUUAAAUAAUGAUGAUAUUGGAGUAUUAUUUAAUGAUGAUAAUACAUUUUUAAAACUUCAUAAUUCUGAUAGAUUUUUAGAAUUAAUUUAUCAUGAAAAUGAAGGUUGGACAUGUAUUGAAAAUUCCAGUAGUCAACCUCCAUCACAAGCUAAAAGACAAUUAGAAAUUGUAGAUUUCUUUGCCAAAUAUAUGAACAGUAAUCUUUCAAAAGUUAGUGAGAAUGAAGAAAGAAAGGAAACUGUAUUUUUAAGAAGGUAUACUCGUACAUCCGAAUAUAUUAUGUUUGAAAUGACUAAUGGAAAUUUCCAAUUUAAUUUUAAAGAUCAUCAUAAGAUAUGUGUAUCUAAAUCAGGUUUAGCAAUUACUCAUAUUUCACCUAAUAGAACUAUUCAAACUCAUCCAUUAAUUUUAAUUUUAAAAGAAGGUAAUUUCCCAUCUAAUGAAGUUCCAGAAUGUUUAGAUAAGAUUUCUGUAAUUAAGGAAGCUAUUAAGAAGAAGGCAUUUAAGGAUGCAUAAACAGAUAAACAAAUAAACAAAUAAAUAAACAAACAAACAAAUAAAGAAAGCAUACAUAAGUUAGACCAUUCGUAUACCGUUAUUUCAUUUCAUAAAAGUUCUCUUAGAAUACUGUACUAUUAGAUAAUUAAUUGUUAUAUACAUUGCAUAAAGAAUGUUAGUUGUAGAAGUAGUAUACUAUGUACUGUAGUAUACUAUG
Scheffersomyces amazonensis is the source of this 2626-nucleotide messenger RNA. RefSeq names its product polo kinase (gene CDC5). Gene Ontology annotation, cellular component: cytoplasm; spindle pole body; spindle pole. NCBI's taxonomy places the organism in Eukaryota, Fungi, Ascomycota, Pichiomycetes, Serinales, Debaryomycetaceae. Gene Ontology annotation, biological process: mitotic spindle organization; protein phosphorylation. Bases 394 to 2427 code for a protein of 677 amino acids. The record is from RefSeq and is a predicted model, not a curated record. The transcript has a single exon. Gene Ontology annotation, molecular function: protein binding; protein serine/threonine kinase activity; ATP binding.